Molecule: messenger RNA, 273 nt
Organism: Canariomyces notabilis
Lineage: Eukaryota; Fungi; Ascomycota; Sordariomycetes; Sordariales; Chaetomiaceae
Exons: 3
Coding region: 1-273 (90 amino acids)
Biological process (GO): attachment of spindle microtubules to kinetochore
Cellular component (GO): DASH complex
Molecular function (GO): microtubule plus-end binding
Source: RefSeq, a predicted model, not a curated record
AUGGCGACGCGCAGCUUCAACACAAACACAACAUCCCGCCAGUCAAUAGCCACAUCAGGAGGCGCUGUCAAGGCUCGGCAGCUGGCCCAACUCCACUCACAGCUGGCGCAACUCUCUGCUAAUCUGGCCGACACUGAAAACCUCUUGCGUAUGACAAGCGUGCAAGCCGAGUCCAUGCGCGGGCUGGGCAGCUGGCAUGCGGGAUUGUUCAUGGCCGCCAGCAAGGUUCUCGGAGAAGAAUCGGUACAACAGCAACAGGGCAGCCAGUCGUGA